GUUUGCUUUCUUCAGAUCGAUAUUUUGCCAAUUGUCAUUAUGGGUAGAAGCCAUCAGCAUACCACCGUGUCAGAGCGCGCCAUCCAUGACCAGACGAACCUCCUACCCCGGCCUCAAUUAAUAGUCGUCUUCACCGCAUUGUCGUUGACGCUCUUGAUCGCCUUUAUUGAUCAAAAUGGCAUCAGUGUCUCACUUCCCACCAUCGCUGCGGAUCUCAACGCCGAGGAUACCAUCUCAUGGGCCGGCACAACAUCAUUGGUCGCCAACACCAUGUUCCAGAUGCUAUAUGGCCGGCUGUCCGACAUCUUCGGUCGCAAAGCAGUUUAUCUCACCGCAAUCGCUACACUCAUCAUUGCCGAUAUACUAUGUGGCAUAGCUCAGAAUGCAGCUUCAUUUUAUGUUUUCCGUGGGUUGGCCGGUAUUGGCGGAGGCGGAAUCACCAACCUCAGCAUGAUCAUCAUCUCAGAUAUUGUGACUCUGGAGCAGCGUGGGAAGUACCAAGGCAUUAUCGGCUCCAUGGUGGGCUUGGGCAAUGUUGCUGGACCGUUCAUAGGGGCGGCCUUCAUUCAAAAGACCGGCAGUUGGAGAGGCUUCUUCUAUAUGUUGGCGCCACUCGGUGCUGUGGUUUGGGUUAUCACAUUCUUCCUCCUACCAUCAAAGCCUCCGUCAGGGUCGUUCCAGGAAAACGCUAGGAAGGUUGACUAUAUGGGAUCCUUUACCUCCUCACUGGGGGUUAUUUUCUUGUUAAUACCCAUAUCUGGCGGAGGCGCAUAUUUCCCAUGGGAGUCUCCAAUGGUGGUCAGUAUGCUUGUGAUUGGCUCUUUGGCUAUGAUAGUAUUCAUCAUCAUUGAAUGGAAGCUCGCCAAACUUCCAAUGAUGCCAUUGGCCAUAUUUUCUAACCCAGUCACUACAAUCAUGCUUGUACAAAGUUUCUUGUUUGGAGCUGUAUAUCAGUCAUACUUGUACUAUAUCCCGAUGUAUCUCCAGAACGCCCAUCAAUUCUCACCCACCAUGUCUGCUGCUAUUUCAGUUGCCCUGAUGGGCUUACAGACGGUAUCGUCGGUUCUUUCCGGUCAAUACAUCUCCCGUAUGAAGAGAUACGGAGAAGUCAUCCAGAUAGGCUUCGGAUCGUGGACCUUGGGUUCUGGUCUUACAUUGCUUCUUGAUCGUAAGAGUAGCCCAGGUAUCAUCAUCAUUCCACUCAUGUUCGUCGGCUUUGGUGUAGGAUGUAUCUUUCAGCCAACACUCGUUGCAUUGCAGGCGCACUCGACCAAAUCACGUCGCGCCGUCAUUAUAUCUAACCGGAACUUCUUUCGGUGUUUUGGUGGAGCCUGCGGGUUAGCGGUUUCGGCUGCUGUUUUGCAGGCCGUUCUGAGAGCUAAUCUUCCGCCGAAAUAUGCCUACCUCGCUGAUGAGACAUACGCCGUUCCUAGGCUGGGCGGUGAUGACAAAGACGGAGUUUUGGAUGCAUAUAUGGCUGCUAGCAGGGCAGUAUUCAUACUGCAGAUUCCUUUGAUUGGAUUGUGCUUAUUAGGAUGCGUUUUCAUCAAGGACAAUGGGUUGGAGGCCAUCGAUGAGCGUCCAAACCCUGACGCUGUCGAAGAUGGGACGACGAGUACCAUGCAAGAAUCUCAAAUAUCAUCGACGGAAAAUGGAUUUGGCGGUGCCAUUAAGGAAACGAAAUAGAUAAAAGCAACCGCACCUAGACAGGGAUAGAACUUAUAGAGGUUUAGAGCC
Molecule: messenger RNA, 1737 nt
Organism: Ilyonectria robusta
Lineage: Eukaryota; Fungi; Ascomycota; Sordariomycetes; Hypocreales; Nectriaceae
Product: major facilitator superfamily domain-containing protein
Exons: 4
Coding region: 40-1686 (548 amino acids)
Biological process (GO): transmembrane transport
Molecular function (GO): transmembrane transporter activity
Source: RefSeq, a predicted model, not a curated record